Messenger RNA from Octopus bimaculoides (California two-spot octopus), 3630 nucleotides. RefSeq lists its product as uncharacterized. NCBI's taxonomy places the organism in Eukaryota, Metazoa, Mollusca, Cephalopoda, Octopoda, Octopodidae. The record is from RefSeq and is a predicted model, not a curated record.
CACAUUAGGCUGCUAUAACCAUGCUUUCCCCACAGCAGAUGUGCACACCCCAUCCUCAUUCACUUUCUCUACUGGCCGUUUGUCAAGAAUUUCUUGUGAUUGCUUUCUUAUUCUAAUUGGCUCACUGUCAUCUGUUCUCAUUGUCACAUCACACAUCAAGUCCAGUACAAUAUCUUUAUACAUCGUCUCAUCCAUAGCUUUCUCCAAAUAGCGACAUGGAACUGGAAACUGUUGAAAAUCUGGAAGAUUACUGUGCAGCAUUUGUUUCUUGUGUGGUGCUGCAAGCUGUUCAGCGCUAUGUUCUGGUGGAAAUCAAACAAAGGUUGACCAGUAUUUCAAAUGACACAGUGACUGAUAAAUCUAAACUAGAUUUUGAAGAUUUAUUCCAGCCUUUACCAGAAUCAGAUUGGAUUCCCAAUGAUCAAAUCAACCAUUGGAGCGAGACAUCAAUUAAAACAAUGCAUGCAUGUCUGGAUAUCCAGCUGAUUAUUGAAUCUUGCCAGAGAGCUCUAGUUAGUAUUCAUAAGUCAUUGCUAAGUGGCAACAGAGAGGAUAUGCUGCAGAAUAAUUCCCAGGCAUUUUCUGUAGCCUUAAAAUCUAAACCUCAAGUAUUCCAACAUGAUGAUGGAUUUGUACAAUUCUGGGAUAAGUUAAAUGAGCUUACCCCUGAUUAUUUAAGAACUUUAUCAUUAAAUAAUCAAUCAUUGAUGCCAACAGCAGAUGGAAAACGGCGGAAAAUGAGUUCCUCCCGUAGAGUGAAUGCUAGAGAAUAUAUUGGCAGUUUGUUUAUUUCAUGUUUGCGCAGAAGGCCAAGGAUGGAAUCCCGUAAAGAUGUGAAAUCUUUUUAAAAUAUCCUGUACCAUUACUGUUAUAAUCUCUUUGAAAUGAUAUUUAUUAAUAUCGAAUUAGCUCCUAAAACAUUUUCAUAACAAUUAUCAAUGUUGGUUGUUCUCAUUUUGUGCCAAAUUCUAGCAAAUAGUGUGACUAACAAAUUGGGUGUAAACAUGUCUUGUAGUUGGGUUGAAAGAAUGAACAGAUCAUUGUGAAUAAUUAUCUCCUGUAAGUUCAUUAUAAAAUAUUGUUGGCUAAUUAAGUAAAAUUGUUUUAAAAGAAAGAUACACUUAUAUAUAUGUGAAAUUGUUUCAAUAUUGUUUUAAAUAUUGGUCUGCAAAUUUAAAAUAUUAUGAUUUAAUACUUCUUUCUUUUAAAUUUCCAGUGAGCUGCUUUUUUUUUUUUUUUUUUUUUUUUUUUACAUGGAGAUUAAUUAUUACUGUUAAUUAUAAAAAUAGCACAGUGAUGAUGGGUGGUAUAAUCAGAUGAGAUACUUUACUAUAACUAUUUCAGUACUUCACUGUGCUAGGUUGAAAUUCUGCCUAAGUCCACUUUUGCCAUUUAUCUAUUCAAGGUUAAUAUAAAACCAAAUUAUGACUCUCGUAGACUACUGGUUUGAAGAGUGGGGGAAGGUUUAUGACCCUAAAGAUUUUAUUUGUGUAGUAUAUAUUAAGUAAAUCAGCCUGAUAGAAUCCAUCUCGUCUAAUGUAUACCUAUGCUGAAAUUUGAACUCAACAGUGGAAGCAUGUCAAUUAUACAGUGCUCUCCUUGAUUUUAGUAGUGUAUGGGACCUAUUCUUUAAUAUAUCAACUCUCAACCUUUGAGCUUUAGGCUAACACUUCAUUGACUCACCUAACUGCAGCUCUACUCAAACUAAAUACUAGUGAUAUACUACUGUUGAUUCAGUAAGCUAAAUACAUACUUAAUGCAAAACAUCUGUUCUUCCAUUUAAAAGAAAUUAAAGUUGUAAUUAAUUUCUGCCAACGAAAGUGAUUAAUUAAAAUACAAUAUUUCAUUUAAUUUAUUCAUUUUACAAAGAACUAAUCAAUAAUACACUGUAACUAAUACAUUAUGUAUGUAACACUGUACUACGUUAGAUAUGUUACACACUAGAAUUUACAAUAGAAUCUGCCUACUAUUGCAAUCACAACCAUUAUACAAUUAAAUGUUUUUUAAAACAUGCUUUAAACAUUUUGAAAUCCCCAACAAAAUAAUGAACUUAUUAAACAUACUUUACUUAAUACAGUUCUAUAUUUAAGAGAUGAGGAAUUAUGUACAUUAUUUACAAUUGAUGGAUAUUUGUCCUCAUCUUGUUUGUUGUUAACACAACGUUUCGGCUGAUAUACCCUCCAGCCUUCAUGAGGUUUCUUGGGAAAUUUCAAACCUGGGUUCUCAUUCCUAAGGUAUUUUUUGAUGUUAUUAUUGUUAUUAUUAUUAUUCAGGUCACUGCCUGGAAUCGAACAUAGAAUCUUGGGGUUAGUAGCCCGCGCUCUUAACCACUACGCCAUAUGUCUGUGGGCGCAUGGACAUAUGGUGUAGUGGUUAAGAGCGCGGGCUACUAAGCCCAAGAUUCCGAGUUCAAUUCCAGGCUGUAACCUGAAUAAUGAUAAUAAUAAUAAUAAUAAUAACAACAACAACUACAACAUCGAAAAAUACCUUAGGAAUGAGAACCCAGGUUCGAAAUUUUUCCAAGACACCUGAUGAAAGCUGGAGGGUAUAUCAGCCGAAACAUGUUAACAAACAAGAGGAGGACAAAUAUCUGUCAAUUGUAAAUAAUGUAAAUAAUACUUUACUUACUUGCACAUAUGUGCAAGUAUGUCUGUAUAUAAGAGCAAUGCAAUAUGUCAGCAUAUCUGCAAUGACUACAGAAACCUUAUCAUUUACUAAAGUAAACUACAAAAAACAAUUAGAAUCCUAAAUAAGGCAAUUAGCAGAAGAUAUUUCCAGAAUAUGGGUCUGAAGUACUUGAAAAAAAAUGCUAUUAAAUGAUCAUAGUUAGUGUCAAAAACUAAAGCAGGAUCACAUGGAGUAGAAAUUAUAACUGAAAAUAACUAAAAGAUUUAGAAAUUAUAAAUAAAUGACUAAACAAUACAGUGUAUGGUGCUUGACUUGGGAAUUCAGUAUCCAUGUCUCAUUGCUAUGUUGUAUCACACUUUUUGCACUUACUUCAUACAGUCUACUUUUUAUAAAGAAAAAGAAAUCCUUUUUACCAGAAGAGUUAACAGCUCACUUUCUCCCACCUCUUUUAUACUCUGGCUAAUAUAUUUUUACUUCAACUAAACCAAAUGAUAAGCACUGCAAAUCAAAGGGAGAUGAAUGUAUGAAUGAAAUGACUAGAAUAAUGAAGCAAAACAUUUUGUAAUGUUAUUAUUCUUGAAAGAGGAGUGAUAGUUAUUUAUUUUACAAAGAGGACAGAUGAAAUUAACUCCUGAAAUUCAAGUUAUCUAAAGAUGUAAAUAACAUUCCAAAGUUUACAGCAGAAGAAACUCUGCAAUAUAUUAUUGUUUUUACAAUGAGUUAUAGUAGAAAUAUACUUACUCUCUACAAAUGAUGUCUUCAGGGAUAAAAACUGGAGAUUAUGAUGAAUGAAACAGCAAUCUUUAAAAAAUAUCUAAUGUUUUGAAACUGAAUUAUUAUUGUUAUUUGGUUACAAAAAGCUUUAUGACACUAUUGUUUUUUAUUGUUUGCAUUCUGUAAUUUUCUUCGAAUAAAAUUUUGUGAGAUGUUUGUUAAAUAUAAAAAGAAACAAUAAAAAUAAGCAAACAUAGUUUGCCUCACUGGAAGUCUCAAGUAUUAUUA